Molecule: messenger RNA, 1579 nt
Organism: Pseudopodoces humilis (Tibetan ground-tit)
Lineage: Eukaryota; Metazoa; Chordata; Aves; Passeriformes; Paridae
Source: RefSeq, a predicted model, not a curated record
AUGAGCUGCCCUGUGUCUCAAAAGACUGGGAUUGGUGGGAAGAAUGCUGAUUCUCCUCCAAAACAAGUUAUCUUCAGAAAAAGCACCCGUGACAAAGCUGUGAGUACAAUUUAUAGUUCUCUGAUGUGUGUGUCCCCCUUCCCUCAACAACCACAAACAUUUUCUAGUUCAACUGUGGUCAUCCUCUCCCCACAGCUGACAAUCUACCUGGGAAAGCGGGACUUCAUUGACAACAUGGGAAAUGUGGAACCUGUAGAUGGUGUUGUAUUGGUGGAUCCUGCUAUUGUCCAGGGAAAAAAAGUGUUUGUGUCCCUCACCUGUGUGUUCCGCUAUGGCCAGGAAGACAUUGAUGUGAUUGGCCUCGCCUUCCGCCGGGACCUGUUCUUCUCCAGGGUCCAGGUGUACCCACCUGCUGACAAGCCAGAGUCUCUCACCCUCUUGCAGGAAUCUCUGCUAAAGAAGCUGGGGAAAAAUGCUUAUCCCUUUUUCUUUACAUUUCCAGAUUACCUCCCUUGCUCAGUUUGUCUGCAGCCUGCACCUCGUGAUGUUGAUAAGACUUGUGGGGUGGAUUUUGAGGUGAAAGCUUUCUCAACAGAAAAUGUGGAAGAGAGAAUUCAUAAGAGGAACUCUGCACGUCUGCUGAUCCGUAAGGUGCAGUAUGCUCCAGAGGAGCCAGGACCCCAGCCUUGUGCAGAGACCACCUGGCAGUUCUUCAUGUCCAACAAGCCCCUGCACCUGAAAGCUUGCCUCAGUAAAGAGGUAUACUACCAUGGUGAGCCCAUUCCAGUCACUAUCACCAUCAACAACAGCACAGAGAAAACAGUGAAGAAGAUCAAAGUCCAGGUGGAGCAGGUGACCAAUGUGGUGCUGUACUCCAGUGACUUCUAUACCAAAGUGGUGGCUUCUGAGGAAGCACGGGAAAAGGUGCAGCCAAACAGCAGCCUGACCAAGACCCUGACACUUUUACCCUUGCUUGCAAAUAACCGGGAGACACGAGAAAUAGCUCUGGAUGGAAAAUUGAAGGAUGAGGACACCAACUUGGCUUCUAGUACUAUCAUUAAGGAUGGAAUAGACAGGACAGUGAUGGGGAUUCUGGUUUCCUACAAGAUCAAAGUGAAGCUCACUGUUCCAGGUAUGCUGGGAGAUCUCACUUCCAGUGAAGUGGGCACAGAGCUGCCAUUUCGUCUCAUGCACCCCAAACCUGAGGAAAAGAACCCAGCAGGGAAGGAUGGUGAAGCAGAGCUGGUAUUUGAGGAGUUUGGUCGUCAGCAGCUAAAAAAUACGCCUGAUGAAGAGGACAAGAAUUCACCCUCAACUGAUGAGUGAUUAAAAGAACAGACUUAGAGAGGAGCUGUGUUGUCUGGCUUCAAUUACAAAUGUAGGACCUAAUUUUCUAGUAGUCUGCAUGUUCUCAGUUCAUGCAUGUUCUUCCAGGGAUCAGCCCUGAGGUCAGUGGACAUGACAACAUGACUCUCUAUUGCUUAUUACAAGAUUCAUCUCUGGAGGAAUGUGGCAAACACAACACCUGGUACUUAAGCUACCAAAGGAGGACAGGACGUCUGUCAUGUCAUGACUUCUG